CCUCCUUCCUUCCUUCCUUCCUGGCUGUGCUUUUUCUGUGUCAGUUUCAGGAGUCCUGAGCUUGAGCCUGAAACAAAGCAGGAGGCUGGAAAAGGGCUCUCCGGAGUUCGCCGAGACGCCAAACUGAGGGGGAGGCUCCCUGUCUUGGCCGAGGCGUCGGGUUGUGCCGUUCGCCGUCAGCUCUGCGCAGCGCGAAGCUCCUUUCGGGGAGAGCAUCUGGCUCCCGAACGGGGCGGGCGGGCAGGGAAAGUUUGCUCGGCUCUUUCCUUCGCCUUUCAGAUCGAGGCGGGUUUUUGCCAUAGGAAGGAUUAAGCGGUAGUUUGCCGACCGCCGACCGCCUACAGCGCUGCUCUGUCCGCCACUUCAACAGCGAAAAGCGAGAACCUGGCUGGGACAGGGAGAAAAAAGAACAGCAAAAAGCGAGCCCGAUCCGGCUUCUCGUCUUGAUCCUGCUCCAGUGCGCCGCUUCCUUUCCUGCUGGAUCCGACAGCCUCCUCACAAGAAUUCCGAGAGUGUUGCUUCCUACCCUCCUUCCCUCCCUCUCUCUCGGGAGGUUUGAGGUUCGUUAAGGGAUAAUAUUAUUCUUUUUUGAAAACCCAAAGAAGGAAGGCAAGGAAGGAAGGCGAGUCCAGCAGUUGAUUCCUCUCUUCCAAGAAGCGCGCUCCCGAAAAAGCUCGAGAAGGGGGGAAAAGAAGGGGCCCCGUCCGCGCCUAGCCUUGGGGAUGGAUGAUCAGCCCAGGUUGAUGCAUUCCCACGCCGGAGUGGGGAUGGCUGGCCAUCCGGGCCUGUCCCAACAUAUGCCGGACGGAGCUGCCGGCACUGAAACCGAGGGGGGACGAAAACAAGACAUUGGGGACAUUUUACAGCAAAUCAUGACCAUCACCGAUCAGAGUUUGGAUGAAGCGCAGGCCAGAAAACAUGCUCUAAACUGUCACAGAAUGAAACCUGCACUUUUUAAUGUUUUGUGUGAGAUUAAAGAAAAAACAGUGUUGAGCAUUCGAGGAGCGCAGGAGGAGGAACCCACAGACCCACAGCUAAUGCGGCUGGACAACAUGCUCUUAGCAGAAGGGGUAGCUGGCCCUGAGAAAGGAGGGGGCUCAGCAGCGGCAGCGGCAGCGGCAGCAGCCUCAGGAGGUGCUGGCUCAGACAAUUCCGUAGAACAUUCUGACUACAGAGCAAAACUCUCACAGAUUCGGCAGAUCUACCACACAGAGCUGGAGAAGUAUGAACAGGCAUGUAAUGAGUUCACGACCCACGUGAUGAAUCUGCUGCGGGAACAGAGCAGGACUCGGCCUAUCUCCCCCAAAGAGAUAGAGAGGAUGGUCAGCAUCAUCCACCGCAAGUUCAGCUCCAUCCAGAUGCAACUCAAACAGAGCACAUGUGAAGCUGUCAUGAUCUUGCGCUCUCGAUUUCUUGAUGCACGGAGGAAGAGAAGAAAUUUCAACAAGCAGGCUACAGAAAUUCUCAAUGAGUAUUUCUAUUCUCAUCUCAGCAACCCUUAUCCCAGUGAGGAAGCCAAAGAGGAACUAGCCAAGAAAUGUGGCAUCACAGUCUCACAGGUAUCAAACUGGUUUGGAAAUAAACGAAUCCGGUACAAGAAGAACAUAGGUAAAUUUCAAGAGGAAGCCAAUAUUUAUGCUGCCAAAACGGCUGUCACUGCUACAAAUGUGUCAGCCCAUGGAAGCCAAGCUAACUCACCCUCAACUCCCAAUUCAGCUGGUUCUUCCAGUUCUUUUAACAUGUCAAACUCUGGAGAUUUGUUCAUGAGCGUGCAGUCACUCAAUGGGGAUUCUUACCAAGGGGCCCAGGUUGGAGCCAACGUGCAGUCACAGGUGGAUACCCUUCGCCAUGUUAUCAGCCAGACAGGAGGAUACAGUGACGGGCUCACAGCAAGUCAGAUGUAUAGUCCGCAGGGCAUCAGUGCUAAUGGAGGUUGGCAAGAUGCUACAACUCCUUCGUCGGUGACUUCCCCCACAGAAGGCCCUGGCAGCGUUCACUCUGAUACCUCCAACUGAUCUCCCAGCAAUCCAGUAUCCCCGGCUGCUCCCACCCUGUACCAGGCAGAGGUGGGGGCAGAGAGGGGAGAGUUUUUUUCUCCUGUUGAUGCCAGCAGGCUGGAUUCAAAGCUGACUGGCCCACCCAACAGGAGUCUCCCUCUCUUCUCUCUUUGGGGAUGCUUUUUUCAGCCAGUCUGGACACUUCUUUAUACUCUCUUCCCUUUCUUUUCUGGGUAGAAGCCACCUUUCCUUUCACCAUCACCAUUGCCUGUCCUCUCACAGCAAAAUAAUCAGAAGGAAAAAAAAAACAUCUGAAAGCAUUUGUACUUAUUAUGUUGUUGCUGUUGUUGUUGUUGUUGUUGUUGUUUUUAUCCCAGUGUCAAUCCCUCCAGCCUACCAGGUAUCUGAUUGCCUCCUCCCAUUUCUCUGGUGUUCUCACUACCUCUAUUUAGGAGCCAUCUAAGCUCUUCCCUUGGCUUUUGGGCACCAUACCUCCUUCAUACAAGACAAUGAUCUGUUCCUUUAAGAUCUUUGGUGAGUUGCCUUCCAGGACAAUCCCUGUUACAGGUUGGAUAAAUGCAAUCCGGGUGCUGCAAGAUAUGGCCAUAACAUGCCACAUGGUUAGAAGAUAGGAAAGUGUUAGCAAAGCUACUCUUUACCAUCCCUUCACGUCUCUUAUCCACCAUAGACAUGAACCUUGCCACUUCUCAAUUUGGUUGUUCCACACUUUCAGUGGAACUGUAAUUAGGGCUGUGUGCAUUGUUCUUCAUGAAGGAAAUGCAUAGUUGCUUAGUAUAACAUGAUGCAAGUACAGUAAAUCUGGGAACUAAAUUAUUUUUUCCUAAUUUGGAUUCUACAAAUCACAUUUUACUGAUACAGAAAAGACUUUCACAUUUUUAUUUGAAAUGAAAACUAUGUAAGAACAGAGCAAUAAAGACAUGUGCAUGGCACUGUGGUCUUCAUUCUUACAUCCUCUGAUUUCUCAAUCUGAUUUAUCCAAGCAUCAUGUGCCUGAAUGCAUCAUAAACCUUAGGUAUUCAGAAAGGGAGAGGGGUAUGUUCACAAUAAAACUGCAGAAAUUGCAAAAUACCCACAGCUUUCAUUAGACUCUUAAUUUACCAAUAUAUGUUGCACAGGGAAAGAAAUCACUGGGAAAUUACUUCCAAGCUGCUAGAAUAUACAACUUGCACUAGUAGCAUUUGGACCUUUGUGGCUUUACAUAUUAUAAUUUGAUUAUACAUUGUUGCUAAAAUUGUGGUGCUGCCCUAAUUGUGGAAAAAAAUAGAUUGACACUUCACUUCUAAACAAAACUUUUCCUGCUAGAAAAAACAGUAAAAUUGAUGGUUGGGAUAAAAUGGGGAGGAUAAAUAGAUGACUAUUGGAAAUGAAUAUUGGAAAAUAAUAUUUGCAUGGUGACCUUAAACAAUUGUCUGUGCUCGAACACAUUUCUCCAGAAUAAGAUGAAUUGGGUUGCCUCCUAGUAUUGAACCUGAGGACUGAUCUCCUUUCAGCAAAGCAUGUUCAGGGGAACAUCCCAGUGGAUUGACUGUGUCCUCUGUGAAAGAUCUGGAUAGAAAGGCAUUAAAUAAUCUAAGAUGAUCUGGGUUUAGUGAUAACAUGUAAAAGUAUCAGGCACCUAUGUUUAAGAACAGUGGCCACUGGUACAUUACCUAUCCAGGGCGAUGCUGAUAUUUCAGUGUAGUUAUAUCAUACUGUAAGCUUUCUUGGCUCCAAUUGUUGUUAUUCCAUCCUGUCGAUAGAAAAAGGGUUUUCUAUUUAGGGUCAUUAUGAAUUCAAACUGAUAAAUAAUCCAGAUUAACUAACACAGAUUGCGAAUAAUUUGGUAGACAACAUUCGCAAUUUUGUCUGGAGGGGAUGUCAAGACCCCGAUAGUUCUUAUUGGAAAUCCAUGGGUCUCUUGGUCCAUCUGUUCUUGAUAACCUGCAUAUACCCAGAAUUAAAUCCAAGUAAAUUGGAGGCACUGUAGAAAAGCAGUAGAUUUAGUGGUGAAGCAAACAUUUCAUAAUUCUAUUGUGAUGGUUGAUCUGAGCAAAGGACUCACUUUUCAAAGCACUUUCCACUCUUCAAGUGAACCUGCCAGAAUGAUUUCAUAGGGGUUUCGGGACUUCCUUAGCAAAUGCAAUAGCCAUAAGGAGCUCUUCCAGUUACUAAGCACAUUAGAAAGGGUCCCAGAAGGGACAUGAAACAACUCAAGGCAAAAAGCAGCGACCUUCCACAGGCCUAGCGUGGCUUUUAAACUAGGAUGAAUUUAAAGAAAAAGGCAAAAACAAGAAGCAAAUACUAGCUAAGAGGUUAAAGGCAUAGCAUCUACACAGUCUUUGUAAGGAGAUGGAAAUGAGGAAGGAGGUUGCAGAAGUAGGUAGAGAUGGCUUUUGGUGGGUGGUGUUUUAUGGACAAAGAAAUACAUGCAAAAUACAGUUGACUAUAUCAAAGGUGAUACUUAACUUUAAUACAUGAGGGGAAAAUAAUAGAUAGCAUUGCCUAGUGUUUGGAUGAAAUAUACUUUUGCCAAAUGUUAGAUGCACCAGAUCUUGGCCACACAAAUCCAGACCACAACAAAGAAUUGAAGUUUUUGGUGCCUCUGCUGCCAUCUAGUGAUCAUGUGGAUUCAUGCAGCCAAGAUGAGUUCUUGAUGAAGGCCAGUGUGCACGGACUUGAAUAUUUGUUUAAUGUAAUUAAAUGUAAUUAGGUUAGUUGCAAUUAAUUACAUUAAUUAUGUGAUUUUUAUCUAAAGUGUCUAUCGGCAACUUUCACAGAGACCAUUACAUUGCUGUGAUAAAUGAAAAUAUGACAGUCUCCUGGAAAACAGAUUUUAUUCAAUUUCCAUUUAUAGAUAGUGUUAUGCAGUGUUAUUUAUUAACUUCAUUUCAAACUAUUACCUGGACUGUGCAAUUUGCAUGGCAGACUACAAUUGUCUGGGAGGGAAAAAAGAGAUGGAGCUGCAUUUAUCUGCCUGUAACAAUAUAUCUUUCUAUUAUGGUCUGUUAUGGUAUGGUACUGAACUUCUUAAUGGUACAUACACUGGUAGUAAUUCUUUGCAUAUCCAGAUUUAUUAUUUUUAUUAUAAUUAUGUAAUACUGAUAUUUUUGCUUAAAUGUGAGCUAUCUUCUCAUGGAUUUGGUUCUUUAUUUUCUGCCCAGAAAAACCCAACUUCGAUACCAAAAACAAAAAAAAUAAAAAAGUGCAGAAACUUAAAAAAAAGAAUCCUAAAAAAGUUUUAAAAAAAAUUAAAACAUUCAAUUCUUUCAGCUUUAUUAACAUUUUCCAUUGUUUCUUGCGAUUUGUGUCUCGUUCUUUGUAGUAUUGAUGAUAAUGAACAUUUGAUAAUGAAUGUUCUUGUAUAUUCAGAUAAAGGAAAAACAAACCAAAAAAGCAGUCUGAAUUAAAUAGUGUUUAUAAAAAUAAAAAGUUACCCUCAUAGCACGCAUCGAAGGACAGGCAGUCCCCAUCCUGUCCUGUGGCAAAAAGAGCUUCAUACCUGUAUAGUUUUUAACACCAAGUUACCUACAUUUGCUCUUCUUUGGUUUCCAUUUUUAAUGCAUUUGUGAAUUAGUUCAAGAAUGGUAGACAAGUGUAGAGUUGUGCACAUUCAUUUCCUGUUACACAAUGUUUUAAAAGAAGUGACAGUAAUUCAUUUUGUAAAACUUUUAACAAUGGUUGGAAUAGUGAGCAUAAUAGGUACACUUAAUACUUCGUUUACUAACUUUGAAUGCCAGAAGUGACAUUUUCAUUAUCUUCUGCAUAAAUUUUAAAAGGGGCUUUUAUUUUAGCCCAAUCCACUGGUAGGUUCUCCAGCAUAAGCCUCCCCUGAAACAAAUGGAAGCUAUGCAAGGGUUUUUGCUGCGUAGCUUCAGUUUUUUCAACAAGGCUUAUGCAGGAUACUAGACUCAUCUCUUUUACUUCUCUCUCUCUCUCCCCCCACCCUCCCUCUCACUCUCUCUCUCUUGCUCUCUUGCUCUCUCUUUGUCAAACUAUGGCCUUGAAAACAUAUUUUCCAAUUCCAUUCUUAAAUCUUUUAUUGCCUUUAAAGUGAUGUGAAAAGCUUCUUUAGCAAACAGAAAAAAGAUAAAUUAUUUUCCCUUAAAUGUGCUUAGUUUAUAUAAAAUCAACACUCUUGUUUAUUGGUUUGAUGCCAAUAAGAUGUGUUGGGUCUAGAGAUCCUAGAAUUUGCAACCAGAAUAACUAACAUCUCAUGUAGCAUACUUGGUAGGUGGAAAACUGCCUCUGGCUGAAGGCUGAAAAUAAGACUUCGAGCGAUGAGUAAGGUACUUGAAAUACUCAACUUCCUGAAAUUUAUCUAACCUCCAUUCUCACCUGACUUGCUUGACAGUAAUGGUGAACUAAACUUUCUGAGGACUCCCACUUGGGGAUGUCUGGCUGCUUGGCUUUCCUGAACAGUUUUGAGAAGGCUAGAGAAGGUCCGUAUCAACUUUCUCUGUGGAAUAUGAGGACGUAGAGCAUUGCUUCUACUGCCCAUCAGGUUGCCAUCAGGUGAUGAGCAGUGUGUGCCAAGAUACAGUAUUUGUGCCCUUUUAAGCAAAGAUGAUUUGACCUGUGAUGGCACAGUAGAAUACAGUAUUGCAGGCUAAUUUUGCCCACUGCCAGGAGUUCAAUUCUGACUGGCUCAAGGUUGACUUAGCCUACCAUCCUUCUGAGAUUGGUAAAAUGAGGACCCAGAUUGUUGGAGACAAUAUGCUGACUUUAUAAACUGCCCAGAGAGUGCUGUAAAAUGCUAUGGGUAGUAUAUAAGUCUAACUGCUAUUGGUAUUUCUACACAGGAAAUUAUAAGUAGUAGGGUGUGUAGGGUUACUGUUGCCAGGAGGAUGUAGGGUUAUUGCUUACUACUUGCCAAAAUGGCAGAUGAGGGGAGAGGUACUCAUCAACAGUUGCCUGGUCAGUGCAACAAUUAUGUUCUUUAUGAAGUGAAAGUGUGAAUUCUUUUUGCCACAGCCGAUCUUCCUUGCCACCACCAGAUAAUGGAAACUAGCAUUCUGCUCUAUUACUUGUAAUUUCCCUCCCUUCCCCAUGUUCUGGUUUUUUGUGCAAAAGUAAAUUCCAGGACUCACUUGGGGUAUUAACCAAAGCUGCUGAUUUACCAGCUGCUCCCCAGUCAUGUCUGUAUUUAGAAAGGAGAACCAAGAUUGGUGGGCAAGCAUAUUGGAAAUCCCUAGGCAAAGGGUGUCCCCUUGUGCCAUCAAUCAUCACUUACAGGCUGGACCACCUGCCCACUGAGGAAAUG
Ahaetulla prasina is the source of this 7257-nucleotide messenger RNA. It is a transcript of the gene PBX1, whose product is annotated as PBX homeobox 1. NCBI's taxonomy places the organism in Eukaryota, Metazoa, Chordata, Lepidosauria, Squamata, Colubridae. The record is from RefSeq and is a predicted model, not a curated record. Gene Ontology annotation, cellular component: nucleus. Bases 723 to 2015 code for a protein of 430 amino acids. Gene Ontology annotation, biological process: neuron development; regulation of transcription by RNA polymerase II; brain development. Gene Ontology annotation, molecular function: DNA-binding transcription factor activity, RNA polymerase II-specific; RNA polymerase II cis-regulatory region sequence-specific DNA binding. The transcript is spliced from 9 exons.